UCUCUAAUUGAUUAACAGUUAAUUAAUUUUAUCGAAUGAUUUUAUUAGCGUCUUAAAAUCUAAAAGAUGUUAAAUCGUUGUGCUUUGAUUUUCAUCAUUUUUCAUUGAUAUUCUUGUGGUUAGAAGAGUAAAGUUUUUAAACUCUGUUGUUCUGUAUUUUUAUUCACAUGUUUCACUUUCUAAAGUGAAUUUUGUUUAAUUUAAUCGCUUCUUUAAUGAUUAAUAAUCUCUAAAUUACUAUCAUUUCCUGUUGUUCAUGAUUGUUUCUCAAAAUGGUUUCCAUUAUGUGUUUACCCCUGUUAUCUAAGUCAACCAAAUCACCGGUUAAAUGUUCAAUGUUGACUGCUCCUAAUCUGUUGGAAAUGAUAAUAAGAAACCGAACUGUUUUUGCUAAUGAUAAAUUUCGUCCCAGAAAUGAUGCUACUCGGACGAAACUAUUAUCAGAAAAUUACAUGGAAAAAAUGCGACAAAAAUACCAAGUCAGGUUACAGAAAAGAUUAAGGCCUAAAGGAGUUCGUCUAAGUGAAGGAGUUCCAGUGUCUUUAUUAACGGAGAUCGAUGAAGGCCUGAAAUCGGUUCUCAGACGGAGACAAAGAGUAUUGGAUAAAAUAUUCAUGGAAAAUAUUACCGAGAUUCUUUCAACCAAUCCAAUUGGAGAUUUUAUCAACCAAAUGGAUGUUAUGAUCACGCAGUGUGAAGUGACCAAAGAUUGUAAAAUAUUACAUGUUUUCUAUUAUUGUGAUAAAUCAAAAGCGAAACAAGUGGUAACAGAAUUGAACAAAAUUAAGGAGAUGAUUAGAUCUUUAUUGACUCAAAAAUAUAUUAUGGGAAAAAUUCCAACAAUUGAGUAUAUUUAUGAUCUUGCCUACGAUCAAAAUUCUGUAUUGACUGAACGAUUUGCGUUAAUGGAUUUUGGUCCUAAUGAAAAGGAAAAGGAAAUUAAUCUUGAAGAGAAUCGACAACAUGAUUCACCAAUAACAUCACAAAAGGUUGGCGGUGGUGAUGGAGGAAGUAAUGAAGAGUUUAUCCCUCCAAUACCCGAUUCUGAGCCAUUCAAAUUCCUGCGAAAAGCAAGAAGAGCAAAAGAAUUGACACAUUUUGAUCCAGAAUAUGCUUUCCAAUUUACUCAAAAUCCUUACGAUAAUCAAAAGGCUUUAUCACGAUUUCUCACAUUUAAUCAUCCAGAAGACAUGAGGUUGGACACUUUUAGUCUUGAUUAUAAGAACAUAAUCAACAAGUUGUUAUUUAAUCUAGUUAAAAGUCGAUCUCCUUCACAAGCGUUUAAUCCGAUCUCUGAUCCAUUACCACCGGUUGAUUGGUCUUCGGUUAAACCAAUGCCUCGAAUACCACCCGAUAUGAAUGAUCCUGCACAAAAUUUCAAAGGACGUGUAAUUGUAAUGAGAAAAUUUCUCAUCGAGAAUCGGAAAAAGAAACAACUUCUUUCUCGACAAGCUAAACGAAUCAAAGAGGAAAUGUCACUGGAAGCCUCCAAUAAUCUUAAUCAAGCUCUGGAAAAUAUUGGAUUUACGGCCGAUUAUCCUGGAAACAGCACCAGUUUCUCACCACUAGAUGAUUAUGAGUAUUUACAUUCAAAAUUAGACAGGAUGGAGGAGAUGAUUGAUAAUAAAGAAGAUAAUUGAUUAAUAAGACAGAGCAGGUUGAUUCGUAAAUAUAUAGUCAAUAUGAAGCAGGAAUAUCU
Molecule: messenger RNA, 1699 nt
Organism: Panonychus citri (citrus red mite)
Lineage: Eukaryota; Metazoa; Arthropoda; Arachnida; Trombidiformes; Tetranychidae
Exons: 2
Coding region: 273-1640 (455 amino acids)
Biological process (GO): rRNA processing
Source: RefSeq, a predicted model, not a curated record